AUGGCCACGACCCACAGCGUCCACGACGAGAAGGAUAUCAGCGUGCACGAGGCGAAGCAACAUGCCGUUGUCGCAACCAAGGCCGCAGUUGGUGAUGAGGCCUUCCAGCAGGCGAUGCUGAAGGAGCCUCCCAAGUGGUUCGGUAACCCCAUCAUCAUCCCCGCCAUCAUCGUCGCCUUCUGCUGCUCCACCGCCAACGGUUACGAUGGCUCGCUCUUCGGAACUCUGCUCUCCAAUAAAGACUUCAAGAACUUCUUCGGUGUCGAAAACAAGGGCAUCGAGGCCGGUACGUAG
Colletotrichum spaethianum is the source of this 294-nucleotide messenger RNA. RefSeq lists its product as uncharacterized. NCBI's taxonomy places the organism in Eukaryota, Fungi, Ascomycota, Sordariomycetes, Glomerellales, Glomerellaceae. The record is from RefSeq and is a predicted model, not a curated record. The transcript has a single exon. Bases 1 to 294 code for a protein of 97 amino acids.